CUCCGUCACUCACCUCGCCAAAAACGCCCUGUCGAUGACGUCACUCUCGAUCUCGAAUCGCCGCAGCACAGCACACCAUAGGGGCACCGACCCGGGGAAGCGGUCGGCGACUGAUGCACGGGCAUCAGCAGCAGGUCGUUCGCUCGUCCACAGCUGGAUGGUGCCCGGGCACCAUACAAACAGAGAGGCAGCGAUCUUCUCGUUGGGUUGGAAGCCGCUCACAAUCACACGACGAUGGUCCCACCACAAAGCAGCAUUCAGAUUGCCCUGAUCGUAGCAAUAGUCGACGGCGAUGCCCAAAUCCUCUGUGAUGUUGUCGGUCAGCAGACGGCCAAAGCGCGGGUUAUCACGGCCGAUGCGUGCAGUGAGCACCACCGUAUUGCGAACCACCCCCUGUCUAUCCCACCACCAGAAGAGCAUCGAGGCCAGCAGGAAUGUCGAGAAGGAGGAAAAGAGCCAGUUGGGUCUUAAGAGCUCGGCUCCUUCGGCCCCGCGGAUGACGGGAUCGGUCCGCUUGUAGCCGUCAGCGUAGCGAUGGCCGCCCGGCAGAUCACCGAACGGCACCACACGAAACGUCACAUGGCCGAUCCGAUAGAGUCCGUCAUUGCCGUGCUGCAGCGCCAGGCUGGUGCCUGUGUAUAUGAGCAGGUGGCCGACGGUCUUGUAGAUGGCCAUGGCGAGGGGCAGCUGGUGGAAGUUCGUUGCUGUGGGCAGCGAGUCGGCCGACAGAUGAAGGGGCCGCGUCGCAUCAGCAGGGGUGAGCCGAUGGAUGAAUGCCAGCCGAAGGAAUGGACCCAUCGCCCGCCACUCCUCGCCACUGCCCCGCUCCAGCAGAUAGACCGCCUUCAAGCCGGCCUCCAGAUCAUCGCCAAUGUCGAAGGCCAACACGUCGGCCAGGCCAAGACGACUGAUGGUCUUGUCGAUGUGCUGCUGAACGGCGUUGAGCAGGGUGGUCUUGACGGUCUCCGAAGUGUGGCCCAGUAGCUCCUGUUGCCGAGUGCGGGUGACGAUCUGCGAGCGGAGAGCGGCUCGUUUGGCAUCGUCAGUCGACAUGGCCAUGGCAGCCAUCUUGCUGACGGGCAAUGACAGGUCAAAGAGGUCGGCGGGCUGGAAGAGGGCAGGGCUGGGGGGACGGGGUGAGGGCGCCGCACCGGUGGGCUGCAUCGUGAGUGUCUUGAGGCCUCAGGCGAGGGAUGGUGCUGAGAGAUCUCCAGCCACAGACACAAACAGCU
Messenger RNA from Vitrella brassicaformis, 1232 nucleotides. The record is from the annotation of a GenBank genome assembly. Lineage: Eukaryota; Vitrellaceae.